Bombyx mandarina (wild silkworm) is the source of this 1206-nucleotide messenger RNA. RefSeq names its product Arginine methyltransferase 8 (gene Art8). The record is from RefSeq and is a predicted model, not a curated record. Gene Ontology annotation, cellular component: nucleus. Gene Ontology annotation, molecular function: protein-arginine omega-N asymmetric methyltransferase activity; protein-arginine omega-N monomethyltransferase activity; histone methyltransferase activity. NCBI's taxonomy places the organism in Eukaryota, Metazoa, Arthropoda, Insecta, Lepidoptera, Bombycidae. Gene Ontology annotation, biological process: chromatin remodeling; peptidyl-arginine methylation, to asymmetrical-dimethyl arginine.
GAUUGAUUUCGGUAUAUCAAUAUUUUUGUUUUAUUUGUUUUUCGAUUACCUAUCUAUUUUUCAUUGAUAAAAAACUAAAUAUUUUGACUAGUUCGUAAGUUAAGCGAAGAAGUAAAAUGGAAACUGAAGAAGUGCAGAACAAUUACUUUAAUAGCUACGAAGAUUUAGAGGUGCAUACAUUGAUGUUAGAAGACGAACCAAGAAACCUAGCUUAUAAGAAAGCGAUAUUAGGGAAUAAAUGUUAUUUCAAGGAUAAAAUAGUAAUGGAUGUUGGAUGUGGCACAGGAAUUUUAUCUGUUUUCUGCGCCCAAGCAGAUGCUAAAAAAGUAUAUGCCGUGGAAGCAAGUAAUUUAGCGAAUUUAGCUAGAGAAAUUGUGAAAGAGAAUGGUUUCGAAAAUGUUAUUGAAAUAAUUCACAGUAAAGUUGAAGAUGUAAUAUUACCAAAUAACAUAAAAGUAGAUGUGAUAGUAUCUGAAUGGAUGGGUUUUUAUCUAUUGCAUGAAGGUAUGUUAGAUUCAGUGCUAAUUGCUCGAGAUAAGUUUCUUAAGGAAGGGGGAGAAAUGUUUCCUGAAACGGCUGUUAUUUAUGUUGCACCAUGUAGUAUACCUUCACUAUACAGCAAAUGGAACAAUGUGCAUGGAGUAUCAAUGUCUGCUUUUGCUAAACAUCUUCGCAAAAACAAAUCCACUAAACCAGAAAUUUUGAAUAUAGAGCAAAAGGAUUUGCUUGGUGAUGAAGUAGCACUUUGCUGGAUUAAUUUGAGGGAAGACAAUGCAUCUGAUUUGAAUGAAUUCAGCAUCCAGCAUGUUGUUGGAGCUAAAAAAUCUGGUUCUUAUGAAGGUUUGUGUCUAUGGUUCGAAUGCAAUUUUCCCAGUAUGUCUGAAACGAAAGACGAGAAUCGUAUAAUUUUGGACACCAGUCCAAAUAGUUUGGCAACACACUGGAAACAAACAGCAAUAGUAUUACCACACGAAGUGGAAGUGGAAGAAGGAGAACCAAUAGCUUUCCAACUUAGCAUGAAAAGGGAUACAGAACAUAACCGGAGAUACAAUUUACAGAUGACAUUACUGGAUCCAGAAGCUGUCGAUCACCCACAACCAUGCUCAUGUCACAUGACUAAAUGCAUACUGAUUAAAGCAUUCAUGGAGUCCCAUUAACCAACAAUCUGUUUUUAUAAAUUAAAUAAAAUGAAAUCAGAAUCAUGUA